Messenger RNA from Juglans regia (Persian walnut), 669 nucleotides. RefSeq lists its product as uncharacterized. The record is from RefSeq and is a predicted model, not a curated record. The transcript is spliced from 2 exons. Bases 1 to 669 code for a protein of 222 amino acids. NCBI's taxonomy places the organism in Eukaryota, Viridiplantae, Streptophyta, Magnoliopsida, Fagales, Juglandaceae.
AUGCUCUUCCCCAAAUUGAGUUUUUCAAGAAUCUUCUCUCCACUCACUUCAAAACCAAGGAUCUUGGCUCUGAAGUUCUUUCUUGGCCUCGAAGUUGCACGUUCUUCUGGAGGUAUUUUUCUGAAUCAGCGAAAAUAUGCUCUUGAUAUACUUUCUGACAGUGGUCAACUUGGUGCCCGAACCGCCUCUUUUCCGAUGGAACAACAUUUGAAGCUUUCCAAUGAAGAUGAACCUCUACUUCCUGAUCCUAGCAUUUAUCGUCGUCUAGUUGGUCGUCUCAUUUACUUGACCAUCACUCGACCUGACAUUGUUUAUGCCGUCAACAUUCUUAGUCAGUUUAUGCAUGCCCCUCGUGUUUCUCAUAUGACUGCUGCUAUGUGUGUUCUUCGUUACAUCAAAGGGAGCCCCGGCCAAGGCAUUUUCUUCUCCUCUACCAGCACCACUCAGGUUACAGCUUAUACUGAUUCUAAUUGGGCUAGCUACCCCACCACCCGUCAUUCCACCACAGGCUACUUCAUCCAGCUCGAGGCACGUGAGGACAUUGAAAUGUCUUCAUCAGUGUCCCUUCAUCCAGAUCUCCCAGAAAAUGGCGUUUGGCUGGCAUUUACAGGAAUAAUAAUGGUGGAGGCUGUUGCUUAUGCUAUUGGAAAUCGGAUUACAACAUUAUAG